UUCGGAGCCAUCAUCACCGGCUUGGAUCUGAAUAAUAUCUCGGACGCAGAUGUGAAACACCUCCGGGAUGCUAUCUGGACGCACAAAGUCGUAGUCGUCAAAGGCCAGCAUGAUCUUGAUCCCAAGAAGCAUUGGGAGCUUGUCGCUCGAUUCGAUCCGGAGGCGGAACAGGUGCAUUCGCACGGCGAUAUCAAGACUUUCCAAAACAAAGGCGGCAUGCUCUCUAAGCGAUAA
This is a messenger RNA of Pseudocercospora fijiensis CIRAD86, 234 nucleotides long. RefSeq lists its product as uncharacterized. The annotation marks the transcript as partial. NCBI's taxonomy places the organism in Eukaryota, Fungi, Ascomycota, Dothideomycetes, Mycosphaerellales, Mycosphaerellaceae. The transcript has a single exon. The record is from RefSeq and is a predicted model, not a curated record.